ACAGGUAUAUAGUACAAAGCCUUUCCCAAUUCGAGUCAUUUUAUUUCGAGAGCCUUCGCAAAUUAGAGAGAGAAAGAGAAGCAUUUCGAUCCUACGCUGCCAUAAUCUCUUCACGAUGUCAUACUCCAGGAGGUCAAGGUAUUCUCGCUCACCUUCAUAUGAUCGAUAUAGCAAGUCUGUCUCAAGGUCCAGAUGUGUUUCAAGGAGUCGGUCAAGGAGCUGUGAUUCAAGUGAUGUUGAGAACCCAGGGAACAAUUUGUAUGUGACUGGUCUCUCAACCCGCGUUAAGGAGCGAGAUAUUGAGAAGCAUUUUUCUGCUGAAGGGAAGGUUGAAGAUGUUCGUCUUGUUUUAGACCCAUGGACCCACGAAUCUCGUGGGUUUGGUUUCGUGACGAUGUCCAGCGUUGAGGAGGCUGAUCGCUGCAUCAAGUCUCUGAAUCGCUCAGUACUUGAAGGCAGAGUUAUCACUGUGGAGAAGGCCAGGAGGAGAAGAGGUAGAACACCUACUCCAGGAAAAUAUUUGGGGCUUAGAACUGUUCGCGUUCGUCGUGAAUCACGAAACUAUCCUCAUCAUUCAAGGAAUCGCUCUCCUUGUUACUCAUCUGAAAGCUACAGGAGCAGGAGCAGGAGCAGGUCUUACUCUCCAUAUUACCGGCAAGAGCAUAGAUCAUACUCUUAUUACAGAGGACGCCAGAGAUCUCACUCAUCGUAUUACAGUCGGCACCACUGCUACUCAGAAUCACCUUAUUCUCCUUACUAUAGUCGUGGAAGAUCUUACUCUCGAUCUUUAUCCCCAUAUAAUGGGCGUGAUCGGUCCUACUCUCCAGAUGACCGUUAUUACAGAAGGAGCCGUUACCAUGACUAUUCUCCCGACAAUCAUCGGCGUGAUCGUUCCUAUUCUCCAGAUGACCGUUACUAUAGAAGAAGUCGCUACCGUGACUACUCUCCUGAAAGGCAUGAUCUUUCAGACUCUCCAGAUGUUUGUGACAACAGAAUGAGCCGCUAUCGCGACUACUCUCCGAACAACAGUUACUAUUAUCGAAGGAACCGAUAUCGUUCCAUUUCUCGGAGCAUUUCUCCUCGAUAUGGGAGAAGCUACUCACGCAGUGUAUCACCUAGGUGGUCAAGGAGGAGCUAUUCAAGAAGCGUUUCCAGGAGCAGCUGCUCUCGUAGCAGUUACUCUCCUAAUCUGAAGAAAAGCUCUAAGAAGAGUCGCAGUGUUAGUGCAUCUUCCAGAUUUGUUUCAAGGUCUGUUACACCUAGGUCUUCACCUUCAUCAUGAAAGUACUACACUACUAGGAAGGUCUAGUCUGUCACUCUCUGUUGCAAAGAGUUUAAAGUUGUAUUUAGAUUGGUCAUUCAAGUAGAAUUUCUCAAGAUAAUAAAUCUGCUUUCCAGCUUAUGUGACUGGUGGAAAUGAGAUCUAGCUGUACUAUUGUGUUUGUAAUUUGAUGCAGAGGUAAUACAGCGUAUUGACUGAAUAUGGAAAUCUCUCAAUUUCUUCA
This is a messenger RNA of Solanum pennellii, 1505 nucleotides long. Its product is annotated as serine/arginine-rich splicing factor SR45a-like. Gene Ontology annotation, biological process: positive regulation of mRNA splicing, via spliceosome. NCBI's taxonomy places the organism in Eukaryota, Viridiplantae, Streptophyta, Magnoliopsida, Solanales, Solanaceae. The coding region runs from base 116 to 1282 and encodes 388 amino acids. The transcript has 7 exons. The record is from RefSeq and is a predicted model, not a curated record. Gene Ontology annotation, cellular component: spliceosomal complex. Gene Ontology annotation, molecular function: RNA binding.